UCAGGGUGGAACAGGUCUGUUCCCUCUCUCUGCAGUCAAAGUCAAUCAAAGGGCCUACAAAAUGGAGAUGACUGAGGCAAUUAUUGAGAGAAACGAUGAUGAAGAAAACACCCAAGAUUUGGAAAUACACACCAGACUCAAGCUGGCUACAAUGUGUUUUGGGGUGCUAUGUGUUAUUCUACUAGUUGUCAUCAUAUCAUUCAAAUCGCACAGCAGCAACAACGCGAGCUAUGAGACAUUUCAGCAACAAACCCUCGACAACUUGACCCAUGAGAUAGUCCAAUUACAAUCCCGCUACAAUAACCUGACCAUAGACAGAGACCUCGUACAGACACUUUUCUACAACCUGACCCUUCAAAAGUCACAGUUAGAGGACAAAUUUAACAACGUGACCAAAGAAAAAGACAUCUUACAGACCCUUUACGACUAUUUGAACACAGAGAACUCUCAGCUACAGAGCCGUUACAACAACUUGACGAGAGAGAGGGAUGAGCUGAGGAGCCAACGUGACGUAUUAGUGUCAAGGCGCAUCAAGGACGGAUGGAUUCGCAGAAAUACAAGUCUCUAUAAAAUCAGUAUUACGAAAAAAUCCUGGGGCGAAAGCCGAAAAUUUUGUUUGAAAAUGGGGACAGAUCUGGUGAUUGUGAAUGAUGAAAAUGAACAGCAAUUCAUAGCACCAUACAAGAAUCACUGGAUUGGUCUUUCGGAUACAGAAGAGGAGGGUGUCUGGAGAUGGGUGGAUGGCACAGUACUGACAAACCCCUACUGGGCACCUGGUGAACCUAAUGAUGAUGACGUCGAAAAAGAGGGCGGUGAAGACUGUGCAGAAAUCUCUUCAGAUGCUACAGACUUUUCAAAAGCUUGGAAUGACAUGCUGUGCUCAACUGCAUUUCAAUAUAUUUGUGAGGACCAUAUUUGAGCAUAUUAAUAUCCUCUGAAUUGAUUCUCUUCCUGACUGUAGUGCAUUAUAAAAAUGUCUUUUGCAAAACACGAUGGGGAAAAAGUCACCUUCAUUCCUAUCUUGCAAUGUUAAUCCAGCAUCCAGUUAAAGCAAAAGUACACAUUGGUAAUGCUAGACUUGUCUUCGCUGAUGACAUUGUGUCUGAUGUAAAUACUGUAGUCCAGGCCAUGUAACCUCAUCAUUACCAAACCACAACCACAGAAUACAAAGUGUAAAUUUUGCUGUCAAUAAUACAUUUUGUUUGUUUGUUUGCUUGCUUGAUUAAAAAAUAAUAAUAAUAAAAAAAAAAAAAAGGGGGCAGCCGUGGUGUUCUGGUUAGGGCUUGGGGCUUGUAACCGGAGGGUUGCCAGUUCGAUCCCCGACCAGUCCACCACGGCUGAAGUGCCCUUGAGCAAGGCACCUAACCCCUCACUGCUCCCCGAGCGCCGCUGGUUGGGCAGGCAGCUCACUGCUCUGGGUUGUGUGAUUCACCUCAAUGUGUGUUCACUGUGUGCUGUGUGUUCACUAAUUCGGCUAAAUUGGGUUAAAUCACGGGAUCAAAAAAGUAUAUAUUCUAUUCUAUUCUAUUUUUGCUUCACUGCAAUAAUCAAAUAGCCUAUUUUUCAUAAUCAGUGUGUUCAUAUAGCCAGCUAAUGUACUUGUCAAUAUUUUUUUUACCACGAUCAUCAUGUGUAGGCCCAUGUUAUUUUGGUAUUGAUAGUUGAUAGACAGGGCAUACUGUAAAUAGAUUAUCUGUUAAUGCUCAUGAGGUUUUACACGAGCAUUUAGAGCCGUGAUGUGUCAAAGAUGAAAAGUCCCACUGUGAGAGCUUUUGGAGUUAAAAAAGAAAGUUAAGAGUUUGGGAAGUGCAGUGUGUGCUGUGUCCAUUCCAUUGCAAUGUCAACAAACCAUCGAUAAAAACAUAGACAAAUUAAAAA
Sardina pilchardus (European sardine) is the source of this 1878-nucleotide messenger RNA. Its product is annotated as gametocyte-specific factor 1. The record is from RefSeq and is a predicted model, not a curated record. Bases 62 to 919 code for a protein of 285 amino acids. The transcript has 5 exons. NCBI's taxonomy places the organism in Eukaryota, Metazoa, Chordata, Actinopteri, Clupeiformes, Clupeidae.